AGUGGAGGCCCGGCAGGCCCGGCUAGGCUGAGGGGGAGCUGGCGCUGGCGGGGUCGCCGGGCGCCGGCGGGUUCGUCUCCUGCGUAUCCCGCACCUGGCCGGAGCCGAGGACACCGCGGCAUCCCGGGCCUGCGAGGAGCGAUGGAGCCUGGGAAGAAAAGAAAUAAAGAUGACACUUGGAAGGCAGAGGACCUCAGAAAACACCUUUGGGCUGUUCAAUCAGGCAGUCCCAAGGAAGAGAAGAAGCACAGAGAAAAGAAGCUGCACAAGGAGUCAGAUGUGGAUCUCAUCGAAUGCAAAGAGCACAAGUACAGGGACCCAGACCGGGAUGUCCGGCACAGAGAAAGGAUGGGUGAGAGAGACCCACACACCUCUAAGGAGAAUCCUCGUGGAGAGAGAGACCGAGAUAAGCACAGGGAAAGGAGAAAAGAUACAAAAGACCGGGAAAAAGAAAAGUUGAAAGAGAAGUAUCGGGAACAAGAUGCAGAAAAGUCUUACAGUCGAGGAAAGGACAGGGAAAAAGAGAAGGACAGGAGGGCGAGGAAAGAGGAGCUCCGGCAGACCACCACCUACCACAACCUCCUGGGCCGGGAGGCGUGCGAUCGGCAGCUGCCAGACCGGGUGGAGAAGAAGAGCCACUCAGUAAGUAAAGUACGAAUUGAAGAGAAAGAAAGGAGGGAUGAAGAUUCUGAAAGAGGAGAUGAAGACAGGGAGAGACGAUACCGAGAAAGAAAGCUGCAGUAUGGUGACAGCAAAGACAAUCCUCUCAAGUUCUGGCUUUAUAAAGAAGAAGGUGAACGAAAACACAGGAAGGCACGAGAAGCAGAUCGAGAAAAGAAACAUGGAGAGAAAAGCAGCACAAGGGAGAAAAGAGAAAAACAUUCAAAAGAAAAGGGGAGCUCACUCACUGCCAAGAACGGGGAAGAGAGACACAGGGAAAAACGGCACAAAGAAGGCCUUCGUCUCGAUGAUGACAGGCACCGAAGUAGCACGGACAGGAGAGAGAGAUCAUCAAAAGAAGAGCACAAGAAGAGGGAUUCCAAGAAUGGUGAACACAGAAAUCGAGGUGCACGUUUGAAAAAAGAUGGGACUUGCAGCCAGCAUGCAGAUAAUUUAGUGAGGAAUAAUGGAAAAGAUAAAGAUUCAAGAAGGAAGCAUAGCCAUGAUGAUGGCUCCUCAGUGUGGAAGAUGGCUCAGCGGCAGGGAAGUGAAGAGUCAGUGGAGGUUGAAAAAGAGGACAGUGAUGUAGAGAAUGCUGGAGCCGAGGAAUACCCAGCUGGUGCUGAAGACGACUUUGUAGACUAUGAGGACGACUUUGAGGUUUGUGAUGGAGAUGAUGAUGAUAGCAAUAAUGAGCCUGACUCUCAAGAAAAAAGUGAAGAACUUCUUCCAGCCCAGAAAAGGGAGAUACAAGAGAUCCAAAGAGCCAUCAAUGCAGAAAAUGAGAGGAUUGGCGAGUUAUCUUCCAAACUGUUUUUGAAGACAGGUCGAAUGGAGUCUGAAAAGGAAUCGUGGGCAGAUGCAAACAAUUCCCCUUCCAGAGCCCCUGUUUGUGGAAUUUUUGUGGAUUUCGCAACAGCCUCACACCGUCAAAAGAGUCGGAGUCAGGCCCUUAAGCAAAAGACACGAAGUGCAAAACUACUCCGGCUUAUCGAUUUAGAUUUUUCAUUCACGUUCUCUCUCUUGGAUCUGCCUCCAAUAAAUGAAUACGACAUGUAUAUCAGGAACUUUGGGAAAAAAAAUACCAAGCAGGCAUAUGUUCAGUAUAAUGAAGAUAAUGUUGAAAGGGAAAUUCAGACUGAAGACAUAGAGACCCGGGAAGUAUGGACCCAGCAUCCAGGAGAAAGUUCCCUUGUUUCGGAAGGUAGUGAAGAAAGAGUUGUCUCUGAUGCCACAGUUGUACCAAAGAUCAAUACUCCAAGGUUAUCUAGCUUUCUCCGGGCAGCAUGUCAGGUGGUGGCUGUUUUGCUGGAAGAGGACCGCUUGGCAGCUGAACCCAGCUGGAGUCUCAGGGCUGAAGACAGCACUCUGUGCAUUAGUGACAGCUCCUCUCAGUUGAACACCAGCUUGCCAUUCCUUCAAAAUCGGAAAGUAUCUUGUUUGCAUGCCUCUCGAGUACAGAGGCAGAUGGUGGUUUCUAUUCAUGACUUACCUGAGAAGGCUUUCGCCCCGUUGCUGGACAGCAAACACCUUCUCUGCGUGUGGGACAUUUGGCAGCCUUCAGGGCCCCAGAAGGUUCUGAUAUGUGAGUCCAAGGUCACGUGCUGCUGCUUCAGCCCUUUCAAAGCAUUCCUGCUGUUUGCGGGAACUGUGCAUGGCUCCGUGGUCACAUGGGACUUAAGAGAGAACUCCAGGAUACAUCAUUACAUCAGGCUGAGUGAUUGCUUUUGGACGUUCAGGACACCAACAUUUUCCACAGAUGGGAUCCUUACUUCAGUAAACCACCGAAGUCCACUUCAAGCCAUAGAACCUGUUGCCACGUCUGUCUACAAAAAACAGAGCUUCGUGCUUUCACCCUUCUCUGCUAAAGAAGAAAUGUCUGGUUUGUCAUUCCACAUUGCUUCCUUGGAUGAGAGUGGGGUGCUCAAUGUGUGGGUGGUUGUUGAAUUACCAAAGGCAGAUAUCGCAGGUUCAAUGAGUGAUUUAGGUCUGAUACCUGGAGGGAGGAUCAAGUUGGUACACAGCGCUGUGAUCUACUUGGGUGACAGUAUUUCCCGUAAAGACAGUGAAUUCUGGGGGGACACGCAAACACUGAGUUUCAAAUUUCUGCCUUCAGAUCCUAACCACUUUAUUGUUGGCACAGACCUGGGUAUUAUAAGCCAUGGCACGAGACAAGACUUGAGAGUAUCUCCCAAGCUGUUCAAACCUCAGCAACGUGGUGUAAGACCAGUAAAAGUCAAUGUGAUUGAUUUUUCACCAUUUGGAGAACCAAUAUUUUUGGCCGGCUGCGCAGAUGGGAGCAUCAGGCUACACCAGCUGAUGUCUGAGUGGCCACUGGCACAAUGGGACGGCAGCACUGAGGGCCACGCUGUCACCAGCCUGCAGUGGUCCCCGACGAGGCCCGCCGUGUUCCUGGUCCAGGAUGAUGCAUCCAGGGUCUACAUCUGGGAUCUCCUUGAGAGUGACCUGGGCCCUGUGGCCAAGCAGCCCAUCUCUCCAGACAGGCUGGUGGCCAUGACUGUCAUGGGAGAGCCAGAGAAGGCUGGGAGCAGCUUCCUGGCCCUGGUGCUGGCCAGGGCCUCUGGUGCCAUCGAUGUUCAGUACCUGAAGAGGCAGUGGACAACCCCAGAGGCAGAUGAGCAGAGUCGGCUGCGUCUGCUUCUGCAGGAGGCCCUGUGGGAAGAGGGCUGCAGCAGGAGUGAUGAGCACUGCCAGAAGAGUGUGUUCACGUGACAUGCCAACUUAAAAGUUGCCAUCACAGGCACCCGUGUAUCUGUGUACGUAGGAUGUGUGCAUUCUGUACAUAAUUUAUCUUAUGGGAUGUUACCAUGACAUUCCCAGUAAACAAAUCACUAUUUUUGGAUGGAAACAAGUUCCCCUUUAGAAUAUGCUAAACUUCAAAGGAAAUAUUGAGUCAUGUCCAGACGCCUUUUUCUGAGAGUAUUUCAAGUUAUUUUUGGAACAGCUUUAAAAUACUGUCACAUUUAUUACUAGAUUUUAAACAGUCCACGAUGAAAAUGUACUUUAAUGGACUAUUUUCUUUUCAUGCAUAAAAUGAUACACACAUGUCUAAAUGAAAAGGAAUCCUCCACUG
Messenger RNA from Castor canadensis (American beaver), 3754 nucleotides. The record is from RefSeq and is a predicted model, not a curated record. NCBI's taxonomy places the organism in Eukaryota, Metazoa, Chordata, Mammalia, Rodentia, Castoridae.